This is a messenger RNA of Anthostomella pinea, 1287 nucleotides long. The record is from the annotation of a GenBank genome assembly. Lineage: Eukaryota; Fungi; Ascomycota; Sordariomycetes; Xylariales; Xylariaceae.
AUGGAGACACCAUCACCGGCCUCGAGCGUGGAUCUGCUCAAGGAAGAACAGGCCAAAGCCCGCCAUCUUGGGAAAUUCAUCAAGGCAUGGGAUCCAAAGCAACAGGGCUUGCAAGACCCAUCGCCCAGAACCGUGAGAGAAUAUGGCAUGAUCAAACACCUCGACGUGCCCAUCCCACUCCGAGAUGGCGUCAUCGUGCGCGGCAACAUCGUGCGCCCCGAGAACAAGAUCGACGCCAGGUUGCCCGUCAUCCUCAACUACUCCGUGUACGGGAAAGACGGUGGCACCGACCUGUCUAUAUUCCCGGCUUCCUCGGGUCUGGACGCCUCACGCCUCUCCCGGGAGUAUCUGUUCGAGGCCGCCGAUCCGGGAUGGUGGUGUCCCAGGUCGUACAUCGUCGCCACCGUCGACGCCAGGGGUUCCUACCAAUCUGAUGGCGAUAAGGGGUACUAUUCUCGUGAUGUAGGGCUGGACGAAUGGUCGAAUGGGAAAGUUGCACUUUGCGGAGCCAGCGGGUUUGCGAUGAACCAGUGGCUUGUUGCACGUGAACAGCCUCCUUCUCUUGCGGCAAUCAUCCUCGUCGAUGGUAUGACAGAUCUGUACCGGGAGAUGGCCUGGAAGGGUGGGAUACCCGAGACUCAGUUCAUCUUGUUGUGGGAAUGGUCAAUGACCGAGGAGUCCUUGCUGCGGCAAAAAGCCUUCCUGGACACAUACCUGUUGGGGCAAAAUACGGAAGUCCAAUUCUGGCCACCCGUACGGUACACCAUGCGCGAGCGUUACUACGUCGGCGAAUGGCGCACGGCCAAAUCUUUUCCCCCACCAGGAACACAGUACACCAAGCUGUUUCCGACUGCCUCCAGAGGUCUUAGUCUUAUUCCGACUCCGACUCCGACUCAGCUCUCGUACGACGCUAGGCACGAGGAGCUGUUCCUAGACCUGCCAUGCUUCAAGCCUCUCGAGUUCGCGGGACAUACUAAGUUGAAGCUUUGGGUAGAAGCAAAGGGAGCCGACGAUAUGGAUAUGUUCAUUACCUUGCGAAAAACAGACGUCGAAGGCAAAGAGGUCUUCUUCCCAUGGAUCACCAUUGUCGACACAGGUCCAAUAGCAUCCGGCUGGCUGCGCGUUUCGCGCCGAGAGCUGGACGAAGGGAAGUCGACACCCUGGCAACCGUACCACAAAAACCAACGUGACCUACCUCCGCCCAGCCCGGCGAGAUUGUGCCCGUCGAGAUCGAGAUUCAGCCGACUUCUUGCCGUCUCCGUCGGGGUGAGCGCCUCCAGCUGGUGA